GCAUGUGGAGGCAGAGGCUACUCAACAAAUUCGUUGAGACUGGUCUACACUAGUGUCUAUUUAAGUAAUUUGUCCACUCGCAUAACUUUUCGAACAUGAAUCAAACAGCCAGCGUCUCUCAUCAAAUACCAUGCCAGUCAUCCAAGGAUAUCAAGGACUUUGUAGAGGUGAGUCCCCAGCAGAGGAACUGGAAGGGGAUAGCCAUCUCCCUGCUGGUCAUAGUGGGGGGUGUGCUCCCUCAUCACCAUGUCUGUGGUGGUCCUCACUCCACUGGGGAGGUGGCAGGUGGCAGUAACUCCAGACUGAUCUCAGAUGACCUGUUCAGGCCAGAGUUCAGCCUGCACCACCCAGAGCCCAAAUGGAUCAGCAAUUCUGAAGUUCUGUACCGAAACGGAGAUGGACACGUGAUCAAGUUUAACUUUGUCGUAAACAAAACAGACAUGUUCCUGACCAACAGCGUGUUUGUGGAUUUCAAAGUUGCUAGGUAUUCUGUCUCCCCAGACAUGAAAUAUGCACUCUUCGCCUAUGAUGUCAAACGGGUUUACAGGCAUUCGUACACUUCGUCAUACAUCGUUUACAACAUCCACACAAGGGAGGUGUGGGAAUUGAACCCCCCUGAGGUUCAGAAUGCAGUGCUCCAGCAUGCAGCCUGGGGGAUGCAGGGACAGCAGCUGAUGUACAUCUUUGAAAACAACAUCUAUUACCAAUCAGAUGUGAGAAGCAAUUCUCUGAGGAUCACGUCCUCCGGGAAGGAGGGAGUCAUUUUUAAUGGGAUCGCUGACUGGUUGUAUGAAGAGGAGCUUCUGCGGUCGUAUGUGACCCACUGGUGGUCUCCCGACGGGGCAAGGCUGGCCUACCUGACGAUCAACGACAGCCUGGUGCCCAACAUGUUGCUUCCCCAGUUCACUGGUAGCACAUACCCCACAGGACUACAUUACCCAUACCCCAAGGCGGGCCAGCUGAACCCCACCGUCCGUGUGUUUGUGGUCAACCUAUUUGGGCCCACACACACCCAGGAACUGGUGGCUCCCAGUGACCUCCACUUCAGGGACCGCUAUGUGACGAUGGUGGAGUGGAUCAGCACCACCCACCUCAGCGUGCGCUGGAUGAACCGUGCCCAGAACGCCUCGCUGCUCAGCGUGUGUGAAGCCGCGGCGGGGUCGUGCGUCCAGAGACACGAAGAGACGUCAGAUCUCUGGCUCACAGGACAGGACCAGAAGCCCAUGUUCUCUCAGGACAUGAGCCGGUUCUUCCUCACCACCCCUGUGAGGCAGGGCGGACAUGGCGAGUUCAACCACAUCACCAUGUUUACCAGGAAGUCCAGGAGCGAUCAGAGCGAGGUCCGUCACCUGACGUCCGGGAGCUGGGAGGUCACCAGGAUCCUGGCCUACGAUGAGGACAACCAGAUCAUAUAUUUUCUCAGUACUGAGGAUUCACCACAAAAGCGACAUCUGUACAGUGUGUCUGCCGUCGGUGUGUUUCCACGGCAAUGCCUGACCUGCCAGCUGAACCAUGAGUGCAGCUUCUAUGAUGCCGAGCUCAGCCCCAGCACCCAGCACGUCCUGCUGCGCUGUCGAGGCCCAGGUGUCCCCAUGGUCAUGUUGCUGAGCUUCCAGAAUCCCAACUCGUACUAUAUCCUGGAGAACAACGCUGCUGUCCGAGCUGCUUUGGAGAAGAAAAAGACCUUUAAGAUCGAAAUCAGGGCCAUUCCACAUGAACACUUUGAACUUCCUUUGAAAUUGACCUAUCCUGUUGACUUCUCUGAAUCUUUUUUCUACGGCCUUCUCUUGAUUGUAGACGGCAGUCCUGGCAGCCAGUCUGUGAGUGAUGAGUUCCAGCUGGGCUGGGACUCUGUGCUGGUCAGCUCGGAGGACGUCAUCGUGGCCCGUGUGGAUGGCCUGGGCUCAGGCUACCGGGGCCAGCGAGUCCUGCACCAGGUCCAUAAGAAGCUGGGGACCCUUGAAGUCCAGGACCACAUUGCUGCAUUGGAGUACUUGAUGAAACUUCCAUAUGUUGAUCGCUCACGCAUUGGGAUCUACGGAAAGGGCUAUGGUGGUUACAUCUCCUUAAUGUUACUGAAGUCGACAGACAAAAUCAAGUGUGCCGUUGCCAUGGCUCCGGUGACUAAUUGGACUAUGUAUGCUUCGGCAUUUUCAGAGCGAUACUUGGGCCUUCUGUCGGAAGGUGAAAACAGAUAUCAAGCUUCUAGUGUGCUGCAGAACAUGAAAACACUUCACGGAAAGGAUCUGCUUUUGGUUCACGGAACUGCAGACACAAAUGUUCAUUUUCAGCAUUCGGCAGAACUCAUUCAACGUUUAAUAAAGAUUGGGGCAAACUACUCGAUGCAGAUUUACCCGGACGAAGGCCAUUUCCUGUCACCUAAGAGCCAGCGGCACUUCACGGAGUCCCUGAUUGGCUACUUCAGAGUGUGUCUGCAGGGAUACGGAUCAUUGUUACCCGAGCAACCGAAGGAGGAGGAGUGACGGGGCCUCCGGACAAGCAAGGAAAGCUGUUAGCACUGUGCUGGGGAUUGAGAUGUUGGCACAGGAUUGUUGUGUGUGUGUGUGUGUGUGCGUGUGUGUGCGUGUGUGUGUGUGUGUGUGUGUGCGUGUGUGUGUGUGUGUGUG
Molecule: messenger RNA, 2627 nt
Organism: Hypomesus transpacificus
Lineage: Eukaryota; Metazoa; Chordata; Actinopteri; Osmeriformes; Osmeridae
Product: inactive dipeptidyl peptidase 10-like
Exons: 27
Coding region: 96-2483 (795 amino acids)
Biological process (GO): proteolysis
Molecular function (GO): dipeptidyl-peptidase activity; serine-type peptidase activity
Source: RefSeq, a predicted model, not a curated record